Messenger RNA from Zychaea mexicana, 2349 nucleotides. Its product is annotated as indole-3-glycerol phosphate synthase-domain-containing protein. Bases 1 to 2349 code for a protein of 782 amino acids. The record is from RefSeq and is a predicted model, not a curated record. The transcript has a single exon. Gene Ontology annotation, molecular function: indole-3-glycerol-phosphate synthase activity; anthranilate synthase activity; phosphoribosylanthranilate isomerase activity. Gene Ontology annotation, biological process: L-tryptophan biosynthetic process. Gene Ontology annotation, cellular component: cytosol. NCBI's taxonomy places the organism in Eukaryota, Fungi, Mucoromycota, Mucoromycetes, Mucorales, Lichtheimiaceae.
AUGGCGACGCUCUUGAUCGACAAUUACGAUUCGUUUACGUACAACGUAUACCAAUACCUCUCUGCCCUCGGCGCCGACGUUGUUGUCCAUCGUAACGACAAGAUCACGAUUCCUGAGAUCGAAGCUUUGAACCCUCGCAACAUUGUGAUCUCUCCAGGCCCUGGACAUCCUUCGCAAGACGCCGGCGUUAGUCGUCAAGUAAUCUCGCAUUUUGCCGGUAAAGUGCCAAUCUUUGGCAUUUGCAUGGGUGAACAAUGCAUUUUCGAAGUGUUUGGCGGCACUGUAUCGUACGCCGGCGAUAUUCUUCACGGCAAAACAUCCACCAUCAAGCACGAUGGACGCAGCAUUUUCAAGAACGUGCCUCAGGACAACCAAGUGACACGCUAUCAUUCGCUUGCCGGCAUGCCAACAACUCUGCCUGAUGUCCUCGAAGUCACUGCAACUACGGAUAAUGGUGUCAUUAUGGGCGUUCGUCAUGUGGAAUAUACCAUUGAAGGUGUCCAAUUCCAUCCGGAAAGUAUCUUGUGCGACCAUGGUCGUACUAUGCUUGCUAACUUUUUGAAUUUGCGUGGCGGCUACUGGCACGAAAAUCCUGCUGCUGGUGUGUUGCCCAAGAAGCAAAAGGAGAAGCCUCAGCAGGCCGAGAAGCAAGAGCAGCAGCAACAACAACAACAAACCAACGGCCCUGCAUCUACUCCCACACCUUCGCCCACACCUAAUGGCGUUUCAUCUGUUUUGACUCGUAUUUACGCUCAGCGCCAGCAGGAUGUCCAGAACGCUAAGGAAGUGCCCGGACAAAGCCAAGAAGAUCUGGAAAAGCAGUUAGCACUGCACAUUGCUCCACCACUCAAGGAUUUCCCCGCCCGUGUCCGCCAGACUCCAUUGGCAUUGAUGGCCGAGGUCAAGCGUGCCUCUCCUUCCAAGGGCGAAAUUGAUAUCAAGGCGAACGCUGCAGAGCAAGCACUCAAAUACGCAUUGGCCGGUGCUAGCGUGAUUUCGGUGUUAACCGAGCCAAAGUGGUUCCGGGGUUCCUUAAGCGACAUGCGACAGGUCCGACAAGCCCUGGACCAUCUUCCCAACCGCCCAUGCAUUCUGCGCAAGGAUUUCAUUUUGGACCGUUAUCAAAUCCUCGAAGCUCGCUUGUACGGUGCAGAUACCGUGUUGUUGAUUGUCGCCAUGCUGUCGGACGAAACGCUGCAUGACUUGUACAACUAUGCCAAGGGAUUAGGCAUGGAACCGCUGGUGGAAGUGAACAAUGCGGAGGAAAUGGCACGUGCCAAUGCACUGGGCGCACAGGCUAUUGGUGUUAAUAACCGCAAUCUGCACAGUUUUGAUGUUGAUAUGGAAACCACCACUCGUCUUGCCAAAAUGGUUCCCCAAGACACCAUCCUCUGCGCUCUCUCUGGUAUUUCCAGCCGAGCUGACGUCGAGCCCAUGGUUGCCCAGGGUGUGCGUGCUAUCUUGGUUGGCGAAUCGUUGAUGCGUGCGUGGAACCUGAAGGAAUUUGUAGCCGAAUUACUGGGAUUCGAAAAGCAUGAUCCUGCAGCUGAGCCGCCAGCACCACCAAGCACGCUCGUCAAAAUUUGUGGCAUCUCUUCUGUGGAGGCAGCGGUGGAGGCAGCAAAGGCAGGUGCAGACUUGAUUGGUCUCAUUUUUGCUCCCAAAUCCAAGCGAUACGUCGGUGUGGAAAAGGCGCGCGAAAUUGUCAACGCUGUGCGUGCAUUAGACAACUCGCCCGAACAGGAACAAGAAAUUACAAGCAAGAAUACCAACAACAAUACAUCGACGGACUGGUUCGAGCUCCACAAGCAACUGUUGGAAAAGCGACCUCGCAAGCCGUUGGUCGUCGGUGUGUUUGUCAACGAAUCGGUGGAAGAGAUGACUCGGAUAGCAACUGCAGUUGGCCUUGACCUUAUCCAACUUCACGGCACAGAAUCCGCGGAGCUGGCUCGCUUCUUGCCUGUCCCGGCUAUCAAGGCAUUCCACAUGGACUCCUCGUCGUUUGACGUUGGCCAGCUUCCUCACAUCACCUACCCAGGCAAUUACCACUACGUCCUUUUGGAUGCUAAGGUAUCGGGUCUUCCAUCAGAUCAGCAAGGCGGCCGUGGUGUCAAGUUUGACUGGUCGAUCGCACAACAGGUGGUGAGCCACAAGCGUGCCGGUUAUCCUGAUAGCACUAGCUUCCCAGUUAUCUUGGCAGGCGGGUUGGAUGUAUCGAAUGUAUCUGAGGCCAUCCAUCAAGUAUCACCUUGGGCUGUGGACGUUUCGUCGGGUGUCGAGACGGACGGCGUAAAGGAUUUGGAGAAAAUCCGUGAGUUUGUCCGUCGCGCAAAGGCAGCUCAUCAAUAA